UUUAAUACGAGCAGUUCCUGCAGUACUGAGAAGUGACUGUAGGGGGAUGAACACAAUAAAAGGAGUUGCACUAAACAAACUUUCACCAACACAGUCGCUGCCUUCACACCGCACUGUGUCCAGCAUGGCCUCCCCGGCAGCAGCUGCCCGGUCCCUCCGGCUCUCUGCGCUCUGCGCUCGGACAGCGCCGGAGCCCCGGACCGGUUCGGAGCUCCGACCCGGAGCGUCCGCACCCAGAAGAAACCUGAGCGUCCAGACGACGACUGAGGCGGGAAGGCUGAAGGGCAUCGAUGACCUGCCCGGGCCCAGUAUGUCCACCACUCUGUACUGGUUGUUUGUCAAAGGUUACGCGGAGAAGAGCCACCUCCUGCAGGGUUUACAGAGGAGUCUGUACGGACCCAUUUGGCGCUCCAGGUUCGGCCCGUUCGACCUCGUCAACGUGGCGACUCCGGAGCUCAUAGCUCAGGUGAUCCAACAGGAGGGUCGCUACCCGGUCCGGGCCGAGCUGCCGCACUGGAAGGAGUACAGGGACCUGAGGGGGCAGGCCUACGGUCUGCAUGUGGACACAGGACCAGAGUGGUACCGGAUCCGCAGCGCCCUCAACCCCAAGAUGCUGAAGCUGCGGGAGGUGUCGGCCUUCGCCUCCACCAUCCACCGCGUGGUCGGAGAUCUGCUGCGACGCGUCGAGCUCCUCCGCAGCCGGAGUCAGGACCAGGCCACGGUUCCAGAUCUGGCGUCUGAGCUCUACAGAUUUGGCUUUGAGGGCAUCUCCUCCAUCCUGUUUGAGACCAGGCUGGGCUGCCUGCAGGAGGAGAUUCCCCCGGACACGCUGCGCUUCAUCGCCGCCGUCAACAACAUGCUGACGCUGUCUGACAUGGUGGUGCUUUUCCCCCGCUGGAGCCGCAGCGUCCUCCCCUUCUGGAAACGCUUCGUUCAGGCGUGGGACGACCUCUACGACGUAGCUCAGACCCUCAUCGACAGGAGGAUGGCUGAAAUCGGAGCGCAGGUGUGCAGCGGCGAGCCGGCAGAGGGCAUGUACCUGACUUACCUGCUGUCGUCUGACAAGAUGAGCAGAGCCGAGGUCUACAUCAGCGUCACGGAGCUGCUGCUGGGAGGAGUCGACACGACGUCCAACACCUUGUCGUGGACGUUGUACCACUUGGCGCGGGACCGGCGGGCUCAGGAUCGACUGUACGGCGAGGUGAACGCCGUGUGUCCCGACGGACGGGAGCCGACCACGGACGACCUGAGCAGGAUGCCCUACCUGAAGGCCGUCAUAAAGGAGACGUUACGCCUUUAUCCCGUCGUCCCCGGAAACGGACGCUUCGUUUCAGAGAACGAGGUGAUACUGGACAACUAUUGGUUCCCAAAGAAGACUCAGUUCCAUCUGUGUCAUUACGCCGUCUGUCACGAUGAGGCAGAGUUCGUCGACGCAGAGAGCUUCAUCCCGGAGCGUUGGCUGCGCGAGACGGCCAGAGCGACGCCCGGCUUCUACCAGCACCACCCGUACAGCUUCAUCCCGUUCGGCGUCGGCGUGCGAGCCUGCGUGGGGAAGAGGGUGGCGGAGAUGGAGAUGUACUUCGCUCUGUGCAGGCUGAUGCAGCACUACCACGUCCAGCCGGAGGACGGCGCCCCGGCUGUGGAGCCGAAAACCCGAAUCCUGAUGAUCCCUUCCAAGCCCAUCAACCUGCGCUUCCUGCCCAGAGUCUGAUGAGGGCAGCGCAGGUGCUGACACUGAGACUCCUCCCCCAGGAAGCAGCCAAUCACAGCCUGACCUCAGACUAAACUGUUCUGCUCUUUUGUAAUUGUGGAGGUGUUAGAGUGAAAGACUCGAGCUGAAGUGUUUUAUCUGCAGAUAUCAGCACGAUCAAAUCACUCAUUUAAACAUCAGGUGUAAAGAGAGAUGAUGUGUGUCCACCUGCAGCGUUGGUGUUUAACACACCUGGUGUUAUUAUUGCACCAAUAACACCACAGGAUAAAUAUCACACAAGAACACAAAUUGCUGAAAAUUUGACAAUGACAAAAAGUUUUUCCCUCCUAAACUUGCUCAAGUGAUAAAUGAAUGGACUUUUAGAUCAGUAGCAAAGUAGAGAAUCUAAAAUAUUAAAUUUCUUAUGCAAACUGUUGAAUAAAAGCAGCUCUGAAGUUUUAAAGUUUUCUUUUCCUGCGCGACAGGAUUUAUUUUUAAUCUGUUCCAGAGUUUCCAAGACAAAGACGAGGAGUGGAGGUUCUGGUUCCUGCAGAGUAAUGAUGUUGGCUGGCUUCACGACACACACACACACACACACACACACACACACACACACACACACACACACACACACACACACAUUCUCAGCCUUUUUUAUUUGAUUGUUGAACUUUGAACUUAAAUAAGUAAAUAAUCAUAUUUACUGCAAUGUUUGUAGAGUAAGCAGCUGCAUACAGUGUGUGUGUGUGUGCGUGUGUGUGUGUGUGUGUGUGCAUGUGUAUGUGUGUAGGUGUGUGUGUGUGUGUGUCCCUGCACAUGUAGAUGAGAACUUGCUGACUCCAUGCACCUUGCACAAACAUGUUUUUUUACCACUUUGUGAUUUCACAAACCCAUGUGAUCCGUCUGAGGUGACAGCUGUGGUUUCCAGGGUGUCGAGAGGACGCAGGGUCCACACUGCCCCCCUCUGACAGUGAGGUGGAACUGCAGCCUCUCUUUAACUUUUAAUCACUUUAAUAAGGAGACAUUUUUCUGCUUUUAUUCACUUUUAUUCAAAACACGUCACGUUCAGCAGAAAGUUUCUGUUUCACAUUAAACACAAAAUGUAGUUUUAAGGAGGAGGGAAGGAAAGGAAGGCAGAACCAGGAAACAGGAAGGACACGACUCAGGGCGGGAAAGUGUUUACAUGCUGAACUGGAAUCAGUGGAAAAGUUGAACCAGCAGCUAAAACUGAAAACAUCUGUCAUUAACACAAAACGGUGAUUUAACUUUAAGCUUUUGCUUCUUUAAGUUACAAAAAAAACAACCUGUAAAAUAUGUUUCUCCUCGUGUUCGUAACAAAGUGUGACUGAAAAAUUUGAUAAAUCUCUUUAAUGUUCCUGCGGAUGUUGUUUUUCUAACAAUGUGAAUUCAAAUUUUCUACAAUAUAUGUUAGUAUGUAAUGCAGCUCUUGAUAUGUUUAAUGCUGAACAAAUAUAAAUAUAAAUAAAUACAAAUAAAUGAAUAUAAAUGUA
This is a messenger RNA of Seriola aureovittata, 3201 nucleotides long. RefSeq names its product sterol 26-hydroxylase, mitochondrial. The record is from RefSeq and is a predicted model, not a curated record. Gene Ontology annotation, biological process: glucocorticoid biosynthetic process; C21-steroid hormone biosynthetic process; cellular response to peptide hormone stimulus. NCBI's taxonomy places the organism in Eukaryota, Metazoa, Chordata, Actinopteri, Carangiformes, Carangidae. The transcript is spliced from 9 exons. Gene Ontology annotation, molecular function: iron ion binding; oxidoreductase activity, acting on paired donors, with incorporation or reduction of molecular oxygen; monooxygenase activity. Gene Ontology annotation, cellular component: mitochondrial inner membrane. Bases 47 to 1711 code for a protein of 554 amino acids.